AUGUCUUACCAGGUGUCUGGCUGGGUUGUGUCGGCAUGCUUGGGUGAGUGUGUCAGUGGGCCGAAUUUUGGGCUUGGACUCUCAUUGUAUGAUGGAUGUGUACAUGGUUUAUUGCAGACUUUUUGGCAGGAGUGUGGAGCUCAGCCAGCUUUUGCAACGUGCAGUGUUCAGAUGCAGCAGCACAUUGGGGAUGGAGCGGUGAGCUGCAAGAGUUUGCAAGGGGAGGCUGCCCGAGGUUCUGUCACUCAUCUAAAGAGGUCCUGGUUGCGCCUGGAUGCUGCACCUACAGGCCCAAAACGAGGCUUGGAAAUUUUGACGCUGGCGUGGCCUUCAAGUCGCCAUUGA
Molecule: messenger RNA, 345 nt
Organism: Ostreobium quekettii
Lineage: Eukaryota; Viridiplantae; Chlorophyta; Ulvophyceae; Bryopsidales; Ostreobiaceae
Source: the annotation of a GenBank genome assembly